CCCGCCCAGUCAGCAAGGUUGCGCGUGCUCCGUGCGACCGCCAAGAUGGUGGUGGGCGCGUUCCCCAUGGCGAAGCUGUUAUACCUGGGCAUCCGGCAGGUCAGCAAGCCGCUUGCCAACCGCAUUAAGGAGGCCGCCCGCCGAAGCGAGUUCUUCAAGACCUAUAUCUGCCUCCCUCCGGCUCAGCUGUACCACUGGGUGGAGAUGCGGACCAAGAUGCGCAUCAUGGGCUUCCGGGGCACGGCCAUCAAGCCGCUGAACGAGGAGGCGGCCGCCGAGCUGGGCGCCGAGCUGCUGGGCGAGGCCACCAUCUUCAUCGUGGGCGGAGGCUGCCUGGUCCUGGAGUACUGGCGCCACCAGUCGCAGCAGCGCCACAAGGAGGAGGAGCAGCGGGCGGCCUGGGACGCGCUGCGGGACGAGGUGGGCCACCUGGCGCUGGCGCUGGAGGCGCUGCAGGCGCAGAUGCAGGCGGUGCCGCCGCAGAGCGCGCUGGACGAGCUGCGCGUGCAGGUGCAGGAGGUGCGCGCCCAGCUCUGCGCCGGGGAGCGGCCGCCUGCCUCCCACGCAGUGUCCUCCGCCAAGAACUAGGACCAGGGCUGGACUCGAAUGUGGCCGUGCGUGCCCUGACAUGGCCUUCUCCCCACACCACCCGACCUGCGCCGGCCCAGUGGAAGCCAGGGAGGUGGAGGCAACUCGGUAUGGGGUUCCCCCCUUCCGUCGGGACGCCCUGGCGGGUACAGCUGGUGGCAGAGCCCCCUCCAGCUCUAACUGCCUGGCACCCCAGACCACACUGACCUACUCCGUCCCGGCCAGCCGGACGUCGCCUGCUCUCUUCUGACAAAAGGAAAGACAGGAACUGAACUUGCUGCCCCGCCCGCAUGUGCUGCUGAGCGCUGCCUGUCCCCGGGCCCGGGAACGCCCUCCUUUGUCAGCUGGUGCCCCGGCUGUGCCUGCUCUUAGAGGGGGAGGCAGGUAGCUGGCUGGAGAGGCGGGGUCUCUACUUGAGCACUUGAGAGUGGGGCUCCUCUGUGCCCUAUCAGACCAGCCCCGGAGGUUCAGUGAACAGGCCCUUCCCUGAAGCUGCAGGUGGGGUGGGGGUGGGGCAAGGCUUCUUCUGCUUCCCCGGGCACAGACCUGCCCAGGUAGAAGCCAAGGAAGCCGGCUCUGAGCCUGCCUCUUCACCCUUUCUGGAAGGGGAGGAGCUGGGGGCAGGGGGUGUUAAAACUGGGAGUGGCCUAAGGGGUGGUGGGUGGAGCCAGGGAGGGGCCUCUGCCCGGUUUCCAUGGUUACCACUGCCCAUCGCUGUUCUAACGGAGCCUGGAGGUUGGCUGCUGGGGGUUGGGGGGCGUCCUCUGUGCCUUGUCUGAGCCCCAAUUUCCUGGGCGAGGAAGCUGAGAGAGGCAGUCACCCAGAGGUGGGGUGGGGGAUGGGCAGGCUGGGCCGAGCCGCCCCCUGACCUGCCCUGACUCGUCCCUGCAGAUGGCCGGUCCCGGCGGGCAGCCGCCCUCUGCUGGCAGUCGUGGGGGGGGGGGCUCUGCUUUCCUACUGGCUAAACCUUGGUGGAGUUGUGGUCUGGGGAGAGGGGUCAGAAUAAACUUGAACGUGA
Messenger RNA from Lepus europaeus (European hare), 1606 nucleotides. It is a transcript of the gene OPA3, whose product is annotated as outer mitochondrial membrane lipid metabolism regulator OPA3. Gene Ontology annotation, cellular component: mitochondrion. Lineage: Eukaryota; Metazoa; Chordata; Mammalia; Lagomorpha; Leporidae. The coding region runs from base 46 to 588 and encodes 180 amino acids. Gene Ontology annotation, biological process: regulation of lipid metabolic process. The record is from RefSeq and is a predicted model, not a curated record. The transcript has 2 exons.